AUGCCGUUGACUUAUGGAAUUGAUGAUGAUAGAGAAGAACUCUCUGCGGACGUUAUUCAGUUGAACAAUAUCGUGUUGUCUUUGCGUCGCCUCAUCAAGAAAGGUCGAGUAUCAGUUCUUCGUGAACUUGCUUCUUGUAUUAAAAGGCAAAAAUUGAAGCAGUCUAGGGCUCCUGAGGAGAAGGGGAAACGGUUAGGCCGUAAAAUCGUCAACAAACUAGCUGAAAUCCGGCUUUUGAGAAAGAUAAGCGAUAUCAAGUUGUGCAAACUAGUCUUGUCGAACAUGAAUCCUCAUUAUUUGCUUGAAACUGGUGGAGAGAACUUGACCAUGCAGGAUCGUGUAGUCAUACGCCUUGCGGCCCGGCCUGAAAUCUCUGAGUUCAUAAGAAACUUUCGCACUCAACAUACGGACUGGCCGAUCCUGGUUCGGUAUUUAUUGUAUAAAAACACCUCAGGAAAGUGGAAGACAUCGGACCAGAAAAGGAGACCUAACAAGCGGCGUAAAGGCGAUCUUCCCUUUCCUUUGGUUGAUCCGAAAGAGGUCGAGUCGAACCCUAAUGCCUCUACCAUUCAGGAAUUCAGGGAAUACAAGGAGAAAAAUGAUCGUGAGCUGCUAGCUGCUCAGAGGCGACUUUUGCUUGAAGAUGCAGAGGACGAAGACAGAAAGUUGGAGAAUAAGAGAGAUGGCAAAUCAGAGAACCCCAACAGCAUUUACUUUGACAAUUCCGAAAUGAAAGUUUUUAUCAGUGAUCUGAUUGCAAAAAUGGAAAGUGAGGGUGAUAUUGAUGAGUAUUUGGUUCCUGGCGGUGGAGAUGACGAUGGUGGAAUUCCGACUGAGGCCGUGAGGACUGGAGUGGCGGAGUGUUUAGCGCCGUUGACAGAUGAGGCGGCGGAUUUAGCUGCUCCACCAAACAGCAGAGGGCGUGAGGUGAAAAAGAUGGCGAAACCUCCGGUGAAGAAAAUACCUAAGACGCGUGAUUCGCUACCGAGGCUUAUGGAUAAAUCGGUAGAUUACGGGAUUGUGGCCGCUCCCUUGAAUUCUAAGACAGAUGCCAACGGCGUAACACACGAAACUAUCGUUGAAGAAGUUGGCAAUGUCUUUAACCAACAGGAUACAGAGAACAUUCUUGGUCAAGAUGAUGUCGAAAUGCGAAAAGAGCCUCAAUGUUGGCGAACCGAGACGUUCCAGUCUUCGGGACUCGCUACUGUUGUUAAACCUCUCAUGGAGGCCCUCCAACCCCAUACCUGGCAUGGUAAGGCCUCUAAACUGUAUCCUGUGAUCGGACCGUCUGUGCAACGGCGGCAGAGAACGAAGCGUUCGACCUGCCGUCAAACCAUUCGAGAACGGAGAGUUAAGCUGGGAGGAGCCAUCGCUAAGGGACGAAUAUCCCACCGACGACAAGUGCGAAAUUUUCGGCCGAGUUAUGUUGGGCCCGCCCACCGUCACAGUCCAACCAAAGACAAAACUGAGACACCAUUGCAUCCCUCAUGGGCAGCAAAACGGGAGCAAAAAGCACUCCUUUCAAAGACUCCUGUCACCGGAACCAGAAUCGUUUUCAGCGAUGAGUAA
This is a messenger RNA of Hydatigera taeniaeformis, 1569 nucleotides long. Lineage: Eukaryota; Metazoa; Platyhelminthes; Cestoda; Cyclophyllidea; Taeniidae. The record is from the annotation of a GenBank genome assembly.